AUGAACACCUUAACUUUGCAAGUCACCCUUGCUAAGAGGUGCUUUUCUUUAGCUUCAAGAUCAUCAAUUAGAUCAUUCUCCUCUACACGUUUCCAAGCUAAUGAAAAUAAUGAUGAUAGUGAAAUUAAAGGUUUUUACGAAAAAGGUAUUAUUAGUGAACCUGUUUAUAAUUCAUUAACAAAUAUGAACUUCACAAAUUUCACUCCUGUUCAAACUCAAACAAUUGAACCAAUUUCUAAAAUUGAAAAAGGUAUUGUUGCAAGAGCUAAAACUGGUACUGGUAAAACUUUAGCUUUUGGUAUUCCAUUAAUUGAAAAAGCUUUAAAAAGAGAAAAUCCUGCUAAAAAUCCAGAUGUUAUUGGUCUUGUUAUCUCUCCAACUAGAGAUUUAGCUUAUCAAAUUAGAGAUGAAUUAAUUAAAGUUACAAAACAAUUUGAUAGAAGUGUUCCUCGCGUUAAUAUUCAUUGUCUUGUUGGUGCUGAACCAAAAUAUCAACAAAUUAAAGCUUUCACUAGAUUCCAAUCCACUCCUCAAGUUGUUGUUGCUACUCCAGGUAGAUUAUACGAUUUGUUAGAUGAUCCAAUCAUUCAAGAUGCUAUGAAAAAUUUGGAAUUUAAAGUUUUAGAUGAAGCUGAUAGAUUACUUGAUGAUGGGUUUAAAGAUAAUUUAUUAGAAAUUCAAGAUAGUAUUGCUGAAUUAAAACAAAAAUCUGGUUCUCCAACUGAAAAAACUUUAUUAUUCUCUGCUACUAUUGAUAGAAAUGUUUUAGGUUUUGCUGAAAAUUUAAUGGGUAAAAAUUUAACUUAUAUUGAUACUGUUGAUCCAAAUGAACCUGAAACUCAUGAAAAUAUUGAUCAAUCUUUAAUUACUACUGAAAAUUUCUUUGAAAGUUUUGUCGCUUCAUCAGUUUUCAUUGGUAAACAAGCUGAAGAAGUUGAAGAUUUCAAAAGUGUUGUUUUCUUACCAACUGUUAAAUCAGUUUCUUAUUUCAAAGAUUUAUUAUUCAAUUAUGUUAAAGAACAAAAUAUCCGUUUACCAGUCUUUGAAUUACAUGGUAAAUUAUCUCAAGCUCAAAGAGAUAGAUCAGUUCAAAAUUUCAGACAACGUUCAAGAGGUGUUUUAGUUACUUCAGAUGUUGGUGCUAGAGGUAUGGAUUUCCCAGGUGUUACUAAUGUUGUUCAAAUUGGUGUUCCAACUGAUACCACCAAUUAUGUUCAUAGAAUUGGUAGAACUGCUAGAGGUGGUAAGAAAGGUCAAGCUUUGAUUGUUUUAUCACAAGCUGAAGCUCCAUUUGUUAGACAAUUAAAAGAUAGAAAAAUUCAAAUUGCUAAUAAAUAUUCUUAUGAACCAUCUCCGGAAGCUGAAGAACUUAUUACAUCCGGUUCUAAAAAUGUUAGACAUAAAUAUUCAUUAAAUGAAACCAUGGAAUCAAUGAUUGGUUUCUAUAAUGGUAUGGUUAAAAACUACCGUUUACGUUCAGAAGAUGUUUUGAAAAACAUUUCAGAUUCUUAUGGUUUAUUAGAUGGUACACCAGGUACAUUACCAAGAAUGAGUAGAACUUUAUUGAUCACAGCUUUACAUAUUCCUGAAAGAGUUGCAUCUAGAUAUUUCAACUUAGCUCGUGGUCCAGUUUUCAGUGGUGAUAGAUUUGGCGGUGAUCAAAAUGAAGAUGCUGAUGAUGGAUUCAGCCGUGGUGGUAACAACAGAUUUGGUGGUAAUAACAGAUUUGGAGGUAGUAACAACAGAUCAUAUGGUGAUAAUAAUAACAGAUCAUAUGGUGGUAAUAACAAAUUUGGUGGUAACAGAAACAAUAAUAAUAACAGAUGGGGAAACAGAGGUAAUUCCAACAACCGUGGUAACCGUUUCUAA
This is a messenger RNA of Hansenula ciferrii, 1869 nucleotides long. It is a transcript of the gene MSS116, whose product is annotated as ATP-dependent RNA helicase. Gene Ontology annotation, molecular function: ATP binding; nucleic acid binding. Gene Ontology annotation, cellular component: mitochondrion. The record is from RefSeq and is a predicted model, not a curated record. The coding region runs from base 1 to 1869 and encodes 622 amino acids. The transcript has a single exon. Lineage: Eukaryota; Fungi; Ascomycota; Saccharomycetes; Phaffomycetales; Wickerhamomycetaceae.